Cuscuta europaea is the source of this 2798-nucleotide messenger RNA. The record is from the annotation of a GenBank genome assembly. Lineage: Eukaryota; Viridiplantae; Streptophyta; Magnoliopsida; Solanales; Convolvulaceae.
UCUUUCUGUUAUUCUCAGUUUGUUAUGAAUGUUUUCUCUUUCUUUUCUACAUUCAUAACAAUUUGGUAUCAGAGCUCAGAACAAUAAACCUCUACUACCAUGGCAAAGAUGAGUAAUACAGAUCGUAUCACUCAACUAGAGACGGAUUUGGCAAUAAUGCGACAUGAAAUGGAAAAGUUCAACGAAGUUCAGAGAGUAUAUUUCGCCAAGCUCACGGAAUUGAAUGAAAAACGUUUCGAAGAAGUUAUUGCAGCUGUCAAAGGAAUCAAUAGUCAUUCUCACCAAGAACAUACUCCUCGCAGAUCAGAUUCCGGUCUAAUUGCUACACCUGGGCAUAACCGAGGUCUUAAAUUGGAAUUUCCUCAAUUCAAUGGUGAAAACGCUAGAGGAUGGAUCAGAAAAUGUGAGAGGUACUUUCUAAUCCAUAGUAUGUCACAUAAUGAGAAGAUUGUAUUGAUUGGAAUGUAUGUUACUGGCAAUAUGGAGAAUUGGUAUAUGGAUAGAAUUGUUGGUAGAGAGUCUAUGGGCUGGGAUACAUUCGUAUUACUUUUCUUGGAUAGAUUCUCAAAAGAAAAUGAUGUUAUUGGGGAAUUCAACAAAUUAAGACAGAAAGGUGCAGUUGAUGAGUAUGUGGACAAAUUUUCUGAACUAUAAAAUCUUUUAUGCUGCAAAGGAAUAAACAUCUGGAUGAGUAGUAUUUUCUGAGAAGUUUUCUUAGUGGCUUAAAAAGUGAAAUAAGACACAUGGUGGAGAUUGUAGCACCUGAAACACUCGAGCAAGCUUUUUUUUAUAGCUAAGAAGCAAGAAGCUCUUUUGGAAGCAGUAGGAAGGACAGGAAAAUCUAUACCAAAGAGUAAUAACUGGUCCAGGAUUAAUACCGAGAACAAAGGAGCUGCAUAUGGGGAGAAACCUUUACCAAUCAAAAGAUUGAGUAAAGAGGAGCUAGAAGCAAGAAGAAAGAAAGGAUUAUGCUUCAAUUGUGAUGAAGCUUAUACACUGGGACAUAAAUGCAGGAAACGUUUUGUGAUCCUACUUUCUGAAGAUACUAAAGAGGAUAUUGAAUCUUUAUUAAAUCAAGAUGAUGAAGAAGAAGAGAGUUUUGGGGUGUCACUCCAUGCUUUGAAAGGGCAUGUACCAACUGAAACUAUUAAACUGGCUGGCAGGGUUAAGAACAAUAACAUAACUAUGCUUAUAGAUCCAGCAACAGCUAAUAUAAUCAACUGUGAACUGGAAAUUACAAAUCCUUUGCAGGUUAUGGUUGCUGGAGGGGAAGAAUAUAGUGCAAUUCCAAAUGUCCAAAGUUGGAAUCGGAAAUGGUUGGGCAUCAUUUUGCAGCAAGUGUGAGAGUAUUGAAAUUGGGAGGUUAUGAUAUGGUAAUGGGAGUAGAUUUGAUGAAGAAGCUUGGACCUAUCAUGUUUGAUUAUGACAAUCACUCUGUCACCUUUGAUCAUAAGGGAGAAAGAGUCACUGUGAAAGGCAUACAACCAGACAUAUCUAUAAGGAUGAUGACAGGCAAGAAGAUGAGAAAAUUGCUAAGAAAGAAGAAAGAAAUUGUUUCAAAGUUCUUUUGUAUGGUUACUUCCAUAAAUGGAGAAAAUAAACCAUCUGUUAAGGAAGAAUUAGAAGAAUUGGUGGAAGAAUUCCAAGUAAUCUUUAAAGAGUCUAAAGAGUUACCCCCACUAAGGCAGCAUGAGCAUCAAAUUGAUAUCAAAUCUGGAGAAAAACCAUUCAAACAGUUUCCUUAUAGGUAUCCUUACUCGCAGAGACAGGAAAUAGAGAAGUUGGUCAAAGAAAUGCUUGCUUCUGAAGUCAUACAUCAUAGUCAUAGCCCAUAUUCAAGCCCAAUACUAUUGGUGAAGAAAAAAGAUGGCUCGUGGAGGUUUUAUGUGGACUAUAGGAGACUCAAUUCAAUCAAUAUAAAAGAAUAAUUAUCCUAUUCCUCUUAUAGAUGAUUUGCUUGAUGAGUUACAUGGGGCCACUGUUUUCUCUAAAAUUGAUCUUAGAGCAGGAUACCAUCAAGUGAGGAUGAAAACAGAAGAUAUUGAGAAAACAACCUUUGUGACUACAAGUGGAUUGUAUGAAUUUACUGUUAUGCCCUUUGGACUAACCAAUGCCCCUGCCACAUUUCAGGCUCUUAUGAACAACAUAUUUGGUAAGUAUUUGGGCAAAUUUGUGCUGGUUUUCUUUGAUGAUAUACUCAUAUAUAGCACUGAUCUGGAAACUCAUACUUGAAGAAAGUGUUUGAACUGUUGCUUGAACAUGCUUUAUUUUCAAAAAGAUCUAAGUGCAGCUUUGGAGUUUCUCAUAUAGAAUACUUGGGGCAUAUCACUAGUGCUGCUGGAGUUGUUGUGGAUCCAAACAAGAUAAAAAGUAUUCUAGAAUGGCUAGUUCCUUCAUCUCUCAAAGCUUUAAGGGGUUUCUUGGGUAUGACUGGAUACUUCAAGAAGUUUUGUUCCCAAUAUGGAAGUAAAGCUAAACCUCUUACUGAUCUAACCAAGAAGGGAAUGUUCAAGAGGAGCAGCCUAGCUCAAGAAGCAUUUGAAGAGCUUAAAGAAGCUAUGUGCACUAUAUCUGACGAGCACUUUGUCACGAUGCAUCAAAAUAAAUUCAAUACUAGCACUAAUAUAUAGUAUAGGUGGAGUAGAGUUCGUAUCCACAGGGAAAGGAAUAUUUUUCUUUUUACGAACUUAGUUAAUAAAAGGGGGGUUUUGGUGUUGGAUGAUUUAAUUUAAUUAAAAACUAAGAUGAACGACUUAUAUGAGAUUUAAUUCAAAGAUAAAAAGGACUUGGCAUUUCUA